GGAGCCAUAAGUUCCAUGCAAACCAAAGAAAAGAAGCUUGGAUUAAUUGAAAAUGCCAAGCCUAAGUUCUAGGGAUAACAUGGGGAGGAAACUAGAGUUCAGCCAAACUUUAAAUAAUAAAUGACUAAUGAGUUUAUGUCCUAUUUAAACGCGUCGAUUGCUGCUAAGCGACGAUCCCACAAGAGACCAUUAAUCAACAGACAUCAGACAUCCUUUGAAAUGACCAAAUUCAGAACAAAGUUCCCUUUUUUGUUCCUCCAGGAAUUUUAGUCCUGUCCGCCGCACAGUGACUAUAUAAUCACUACAUAACUUCAAGAACUCUUUCACACACUUUCCCUGUUCACAAACUAGGCAAGAAUGGCUUCAGUUUCCCACCGGUUGCCUUUCUCUACUCAUUUUUCUGGUAGUAAAAGUGGGCAAGAAUCAAAUAAACAGAAACUUUACUGUGUGAAAAUCAAUGGGAGUAAUAGUUUUGCCCCAGCAAAGGUGGAUUUGUUGAGCCAAGAUCAUGAAACUGCAGUCACUUCUGUCGAUGCUUCUGCAAGUGUGCACAUGUUUGAGCAGCAGGUUCGACAGAACAUCCCGACGAAGAAGCAGUUGGUCGAUCCGUAUCGUCAGGGAGUGAUUGUAGAAGAAGGCGUUGGAUAUAGACAAACAGUUGUUAUAAGGUCCUAUGAGGUCGGCCCUGAUAAAACCGCGACAAUUGAGAGCAUUCUUAACUUGCUCCAGGAAACAGCAUUGAAUCAUGUAUGGAUGUCGGGGCUUUUAGGCGACGGGUUCGGUGCCACACAUGGAAUGAUGAGAAACAAUCUUAUUUGGGUUGUUUCAAGAAUGCAAGUUCAGGUUGAUCAUUAUCCAAUCUGGGGCGAGGUAAUGGAAAUAGACACAUGGGUUGGAGCAUCAGGGAAGAAUGGGAUGAGGAGAGACUGGCUACUGAGAAGUCAAGCCACGGGGCUUGUUUUUGCUCGUGCAACAAGUACAUGGGUGAUGAUGAACCAGCAGACGAGGCGUCUAUCAAAAAUGCCAGAUGAGGUAAGGGCUGAAAUUUCACCAUGGUUCAUUGAGAAGCAAGCAAUCAAAGAAGAAAGCCCUGAAAAAAUAUACAAACUGGACAGUAGUGCGCGCUAUGUGCAUUCAGAUUUGAAGCCGAAGAGAAGUGAUCUUGACAUGAACCAUCAUGUAAAUAACGUGAAGUACGUUAGAUGGAUGCUUGAGUCAAUCCCUGAUGAAUUCUUGGAGAACCAUCAGCUGGCUGAUUUAAUACUAGAGUACAGAAGAGAGUGUGGGAUUGCAGAUGUGGUGCAAUCUCUCUGUGAGCCUCAAGAAGAUGGACUGAUAAAGACUGGGAUUCAGCAGUGUAAUCACAUUGGUUUGAAUGGACAUUCUUCACUAUCUUCAGAAAUUCUUGGGGGAAAUGGAUUGCUGGGGUCCUUAGAUCAGGGGCCAUUAAGCUACACUCACCUACUGCAGGUUAAGGGAGAGCCCAAAAAUGAAGAAAUAGUGAGGGGAAAGACCACAUGGAAGCCAAAGCUCAAUGCUAUACCAUUUCCUCCGUAGAAAAUUAUGUCACACUGACGAGUAUAUAUAUGCCAAGAAACAGAAUAUCCAGCCAGCCUUCAACGAGUCGACCU
Molecule: messenger RNA, 1631 nt
Organism: Sesamum indicum (sesame)
Lineage: Eukaryota; Viridiplantae; Streptophyta; Magnoliopsida; Lamiales; Pedaliaceae
Product: palmitoyl-acyl carrier protein thioesterase, chloroplastic
Biological process (GO): fatty acid biosynthetic process
Molecular function (GO): acyl carrier activity; fatty acyl-[ACP] hydrolase activity
Source: RefSeq, a predicted model, not a curated record